Molecule: messenger RNA, 730 nt
Organism: Gastrolobium bilobum
Lineage: Eukaryota; Viridiplantae; Streptophyta; Magnoliopsida; Fabales; Fabaceae
Exons: 1
Coding region: 101-523 (140 amino acids)
Molecular function (GO): calcium ion binding
Source: RefSeq, a predicted model, not a curated record
AAAUAUUAGUACUUUUUAUAUCCAAAAAAUAAAAUAAAUAUAUAUUGGUACUUUCCAAAUUGUUGCUUUUCCUUUUGCGUUAAUUUCAGAAACAGAGAGAAUGGGUGUUGUGAUAAUUGACGGCACCACCGUGAGGGACUUCGUUAGCGACGACGCACAGUUUAGCAAAAGCGUUGACGAGCAGUUCACGGCGUUGGACCUCAACAACGACGGCGUUUUGUCGCGCGCGGAGCUUCGCACCGCCUUCGAGUCCAUGAGGCUGAUCGAGUCUCACUUCGGGAUCGACGUGACCACCUCGCCGGAGCAGCUCACCCAACUGUACAACUCCAUCUUUGAUAAGUUCGACGUCGACGGCAGCGGCACCGUUGACCGCCGUGAGUUCCGCUCCGAGAUGAAGAAGAUCAUGCUCGCCAUAGCUGAUGGGUUGGGUUCUUUCCCCAUUCAGAUGGCCCUUGAAGAUGACGCUCAAAGCCUCCUUCAGAAAGCUGCUGAUCUAGAAGCUUCCAAAACCGCCACCGCUUGAGGCGGCGCUGUCUUCGCUCCUAAUUUGGAAAACUGUGUCGUUUGGUGUUGUAUGUGUAAAAAAAUAAAGAGGGUCAUUGUGUCUAGUUAUCGGUUUUUUUUUUUUUUGACUCCGGAUUCACAAGUUUGUUUAAACGGUCCAUUGUAGACACUUUCGUGCACCUGCUUAAAACAUGAACUUUAUAAUUCACAAGUUUCUUUUCUUUUC